Messenger RNA from Saccharomyces cerevisiae S288C, 2679 nucleotides. RefSeq names its product Bni4p (gene BNI4). The record is from RefSeq and is marked reviewed. Bases 1 to 2679 code for a protein of 892 amino acids. NCBI's taxonomy places the organism in Eukaryota, Fungi, Ascomycota, Saccharomycetes, Saccharomycetales, Saccharomycetaceae. The transcript has a single exon.
AUGUCGGAUAGUAUUUCAGAUUCAAAGUCCUCAGAACUUUUAAAUUCUACUUUUUAUUCGUCGACGUCGAUAAAUACACUUGAUCAUGCUAGAACCUUUCGAAAUUCUCUGAUAUUGAAGGAGAUAUCAGAUCAAAGUCUAAAUUCAUCAAUAAAGCCAUGCGAAUCCGUCCUUGAUAGGGAUGUUGAAAGCUCAGUUCUGCAGCGGUCGUUUGGAGAAAGUAAUGCCCGAGACUCAGAAGUACAAACGGUAAAUAUGACAACUUCCCCCUCAUUAAGUGCAUUGGCUGAUAUUCUGAACGAAAGAUCCAAAUAUGCUGACCAAAAAACUAGAAAGGCACAAAAUAUUGAGUCUUCCAUAAUAGAAGAAGAAGAAGAGGCCGAAGAGCAAAACAACUCGAUCAAUUAUCACGAGGAUAUAACUGGAUCCAGGCUGUCUGUACGAGAGGAAGCAAAUGAAAACUUGGCGAUGACCUCUCCAAACCUUAUUGACAUUGACGGAUCCAAUAGUAUUCAAGUUGCCCCUUUGAGUUUACCGUCUUUCGAAGAACCUGACUUUUUGUCCACUCCUAGAGUAAAACCUGAUUCUCAGGGACCUCGGAGCAAAGUUAGUACACGACGUACUAUUCUCGAACGAGACAACAAUUUACCAGUUAAGCGGGAGGAAAAUACUAUCAUUAAUUCAGAAACUGAAAGCACAACACAUAGCGCACCAUUUUUAAAAGAGGAUCCGAAACCCUCGCCUCCUUCGAGUAAAUUAUACAACCCAAAAGUUCGUUUAAACAAAGCAGAAGCGCGAAAGUAUACUGAUUCUUCUGCCCAAAGGACUACUUCAGCAGGCUCGGUACUUGAAGACACUUCUAUGCAUAAAAAGAAAAAGAGUAUAUUUUCAUUUCUGAAGAAGAAAGAACCGAAACCAGUUAUUGGUAAUAAUAGUGUAACGAAUGAAAAAAAUAAGAUGUCUUCAUCGAGCACUUUCUCAAUGAAUAUUCAAACCUCUUUAAAAACGCCUGAAAAACUAAAGAAGAAGUCUCACAGUAGCAGUAGCAUUUUCAAUUCCUUCCUAAAGGGAAAAAUUGAAACAUCAGACUCACCUCGAAAGGAACCAAUGAGGCAAAAAAAAAGAACCCCAAAAUCCAAGGACAAAAAGCAAGAUACUGAACAAAUAAUUGACGCCGCAUCAGUGUUAUCCACUGAAUCACCUCUACUACGAAAAAACCACGACGAUACUCCCGUGAAAAUAGAUCACGUAACGAGAUCAAUUGAUCAGAGAAAACCUACUCCUUUAAACAUGGAUCUCAUAUUGGGAGGUGAUAAACAGAUAAAUACCCCGCUACAAGAACACGUAAGAGAAGAUGAUGAUGCCAAAAAUGAUCUUCAAUUACCAACCAAGGAUAAUUUUUUAUCACUGGACUACGAAGCACCCUCACCAGCAUUUUCCAAACACGAUACAGGUGAGGUUCUUUUCCCAAAAUUUUUGGAUAAUCAUGAAGUCGACUCGAUCGUUUCUUUAGAAAGAACAAGAUCUACAAAGUCUAACAAGAGAAGUUCAAUGAACUCGCAAAGAAGGUCAUUGACAGAUACGCUAUCGAUCAAAGCGCAAAGUGAGGGAAUGUUCAUCACUGAGGCAUCUUCUGUUGUAUUAUCUACUCCAGACUUGACGAAGUCUCCUGCUAGCAGCAUUUUAAAGAAUGGAAGGUUCGAAUACUCAGAUAAUUUCUCCAGAGAACACUCUUACGAAGGUACCACGAAUGAGGACUUUUUAGAUAUCAAGGACGAUAGUGGUCCACUAAAAAAAGAUGACAUAUUUUUAGAGUCUAUUGAACAAAAAUUUGACCAGCUAGUGAUGGCCUCUGAUGAAGAAAAAACUGAAGUUGAAAGGGAUGUACCAAAACCAAGAGAAGAACCUCUGAAGAAGGAUUCUGAAAGGCAAAGCGUUUUUGCAGAUGAUGAUAACGAGUUAAUUUCUGAUAUAAUGGAGUUUGCAAGUUUUAUUAACUUCGGUGAUGAUGAUCUCAAUCUAGACCUAGACUUGGGAGAUACAACGGCCUCAUAUGCAACAGAAACCCCUGAACCUGUUGGAAAUGAUGAAGUAAAUCGCUCUGGUACUUUUGAUACACGAAAUAACAAAGAGGAUAGUUACAAAGAAAGAGAAACUCAAUCUUAUUCCGCUGCUGGAGCUACUACAUACGGAGAUGAGCGUCAAGGUCAAUUACAUACAUUUGAACAAGACGGAAGUGAAAUAAAUGACAACGAAUUUGAGAAUGAAGAUUUCAACAAACACAUAGAACAGCCCAUAGAAGUUACUCCAAGAAAUAAUGCAUAUUUACCAGAAUUCGAACCCAAUAGACCUGUUUCAAUGUCCUUUAAAGGACUAAAAGCCCCAAGAAUGAAUACUUCUUUUAUUGACUCCAUGACGCCUGAUUCUCCCGUAAAAUCAGACUUAACAAGUCUAGGUGAGGUGUAUGUAAACAGUAAUAAUGACCAGGGUGUCCGGUUUUCGUCCCAGAUAAUACUUUACGACACUUAUGGAGAAUUCGAAUAUGAUAGACAUCCAGAAAUUUCCACUUGUAACCAGCUUACUCCACAACUGGCUCAAAUGAUCAAAUUGGAAUUAAAUGAGUUAAAGAGCGCAAUGGAAGUACACGAUGAUUCGCGAUGUUACACACAUUUUUAUUAG